This is a messenger RNA of Cajanus cajan (pigeon pea), 1933 nucleotides long. Its product is annotated as metacaspase-3. The record is from RefSeq and is a predicted model, not a curated record. Gene Ontology annotation, cellular component: cytoplasm. NCBI's taxonomy places the organism in Eukaryota, Viridiplantae, Streptophyta, Magnoliopsida, Fabales, Fabaceae. Gene Ontology annotation, molecular function: cysteine-type endopeptidase activity. Gene Ontology annotation, biological process: proteolysis.
CGUACAUCAUUUUCGACAGACAAUGGGAAUGGAUUCUACAUUUGGCUUCUUUUUAUAAAAGAAAAGGAUUACUAUCAACACAUCAAGAGAAACGCAUGAACAAAGGUGAAAGUUGUCAAUCUUGCAGCUUCGUUUGAAUUGCUUAUAGUGUAUUUGGAUACCUCCUAUAAUUAAUUCUAACCCGUAAAAUCAUGGUGAGAAUUUGAAAAAAUUAAAGCAACUAUUUAUUACUUUGAGUUUGACUAUCACCAUGAUUUUUUAAUUGAUUUCUGUGGAACCGAAAGUUAUCCAUACACACACCUAAUAGACAUACUAAUCUCUUUGAUAUAUCAUUCUUGUUGAUUGCAUGUCUGAUCCAUAUACAAAACUAUUUUUAAAACAAUGGAUUGUAAGCAAAAAACUAGAACAAGGGGAAACAGUAUUUUUCAUCCCACAAACACUAGUUACAGUUCUACAACUCGUUGCUUUGUUUACCAGAAGAUUAGUAGUUCAAAGCUUAUGGGGGAAGCAACACUUGCCUGCAGUGGUUGCCAACACAAGUUUCUAGUACCUAUAAGCACAACUGCAUACCGUUGCUAUAAAUGUCUAUGUGUCAGUCAUUCAAUUUCAGGUUCUGAGAAAUCAAGGAAAGAGAGUAGAGCCAAAGUGUUCAAACAUGAUGAAUUGAACAGUGCUAACAAAAAUGGAGCUUUACAGAAAAGUUUAUCUCCUUCACCAGCUUCUUCCUCGUCCUUCUCCACACCAAGAUACAAGCGUGCAGUUAUAUGUGGAGUUACGUAUGGGAAAAGAAAAUUCAAGCUCAAAGGAACCAUUAAUGAUGUUAAAAACAUCAAAAGUCUUUUGCUUGAUAAAUUUAAAUUCCCAAAUGAGUGCAUACGUGUCCUCACAGAAGAUCAGAGGGAUCCUAAUUUAAUUCCAACUAGGAGGAACUUACUUAACUCCUUGCAUUGGCUUGUGGAGAACUGCGACAGCCAGUCAGAGGGUUCAUUAGUGUUCUACUUCUCCGGACAUGGUUCGCAACAACCAGAACAUAAAAAAGGAGAUGAAGUUGAUGGGCUUGAUGAAACUAUUUGUCCUGUUGAUUUUGUUGGAGAUGGAGUUAUCACUGACAAUGACUUAAAUUCUAUCAUUAUUCGACCUCUCAAGAAAGGUUUCAAACUUCAUGCUAUUAUAGAUGCUUGUCAUAGUGGAACAACACUUGAUCUUAGAUGUGUUUACAAAAAAGAAAAAGGUAGUUGGAAAUGGGAGGAUAACAAAGCAUCUAAGACAAAACAAACAAAUGGUGGACUUGCUAUUUGCUUCAGUGCCUGUGAUGAUAGUCAGAUGGCUGGUGAUAGUGCAGCUUUUGAUGGAAAAAAUGAGAAUGGUAUUAUGACCUAUCUUUUCUCAAAAAUAGUCAGAGAAGAUUCUGAAAUAACAUAUGCCAGGUUACUAGAAAAUAUACAUGAGGAAAUUGGAAUGAUCCAUCAAAGCAAAUUCUAUAACGGCUGCUUGAGACGUAUUUUUUAUCGAAAAAUUGACCAGGACCCUCUUUUAUCAUCGUCAGAGGAAUUUGAUAUUUCUAAUACAAAAUUUGAAUUGUGAGCAUGGGAGUUGGAAAAGACAAUUAUCUCAUUUGCUAUUUGGUUGACAAGGUCAGGAUCAGGACCAAAUGUUGGCUAUUCACCAUAGAUUCAUAGCUGUCAUGACAAAAGAAGUAAUUGUGUUGGUGGAGAUGUUUCUACAACAACAGAAGAUAAAAUAAACAGGGCAAGAUUUUAAACCGAAUGCAAAAAGUUUAAUCCCUUAACCUUUUUGCACAUUCAAUUAAACCCUUGAACAAUUGGCAAUCUAUCUAUUUAUAUCUAUUUCUUCAAGCAUAAGGUGUAAUGUUGACAACUAAGCUAACGUUUUCCUUUCACAUUAUCAUUUUUAUUAUUGUCUGUUCGAUACU